CAUCAGGUCCACAGCCCUUGGCUCUGGGCCAUGCGGCCGCAUGGCUAUGUCUCUACCCAGCACCUGGGCUGACCCAGCUGUGACGGUGGCCUGAGUAGGACCUUAUAAGCCACUGGGGCACUGGUGGUUCUGUCCUGGGAUUUUCUGAUCCUUAAACUUGAAGAGAUGUCACAGGGUGUUUUAGAUCAUUGUUGCUGGUCCAGCGAUGAACCAGAUCUCCAUGAUCGGUUGAACUAUCUCCAGAUGCUCUGGGUGGAGUGAGGGGCAAGGGAGACACAGAAGGUGACCCACACUCAGCACCUCUGGUGUGCUGCUUCUGGCAGGAGGAGCCUGACCUGCUGGCCUUCCCAGCAGUGGCGAAUAAGACCACCGGUCUCAUUACACACCUGCCCGUGCCCAGGCCUCUCCUCCCUCACCCCUGCUGGCACAGCGUGGGUGCUGAGAGCUGGGCGAGCAUUUUCCCCUGUAUGUCAGGUGGGCUGUUCCUCCCAGGCUGCGCUCAGCUCUUUCAGCCAAAUGUGGGUCACUCUCGGCCGUGUUGCCUGGGCUCCCUGUUUUCAUGGCCCCUGAGGAUAAAGACCCGGGCUAAAUCCCUGAUUUACUCCAAGAAAGCGCGGCGGUUCAUACCCAGCACAUAACUGCUGACAAGGAAGACCUGAGACUGCAUAAUGGGGUCACGGAGAGGGACUCUGUGGUUACUUUUUCUGGGUACAGAAUGUCCCAGUUGUGCCAUGUGAGACUGUGGAAAGAGCCUCGGUCGUCUCUCAGCCUUGGCGGCAUUAGUGUCGAGUGGGGGAGCUGAAGCCCGCCCUCCGCGGGACGCUGCAAGGCUCGAGCGUCGCACCUGAGUGUGCGGUGGGCCGCUGGUCACCGCCGCCCGUCUGUGUUUCAGGCCGAGCUGAGGCUCUCCUCCGGGGAAGAUGGCAGCCCUGCGCUCAACUCCAGACGCACCAGCCGCGCAGCUGGCGAAGGCGGAGGAUGGGCUGGAAUGGGGUCCUGCUCAGGAGGAGGAAGAGGAAGAAGAAAAGGGGCAAGAGGUGGAGAUAGAGGAGGAGGAGGAGGAGAUCGUCGUGGGAGAAGGGGAGGACGAGGAGGUGGGGGAGCAAGAAGAGGGGGGGCGGGCCGGGCCUGUGGACCAGGUGGAGGUGGAGCUGGACGAGGACGAGGACGUGGAGGAGGUGGUGGCUGAGGAGCGGAGUCUGACCUCGGGGACCCCGGAGCGCCUUGGCCGUGGCGGUGAUGCCAAGUCCCCAGUUCUGCAGGAAAAGGCGUGGCAGGCCACCCGGCUUCCAGCCACACCUAGGGAUGAGGACUUGGAGGAGGAGGAGGAGGAGGAGGAGGAAGAGGAGGAGGAGGAGGAAGAGGAGGAAGAGGAUGACGAUUCCUUGACAGCUGGAUCUCAGGGGCUGGUGACCUUUGAAGAUGUGGCUGUGUACUUCUCCCUGGAGGAAUGGGAAAGGCUGGACGCAGACCAGCGGGACCUUUACAAGGACGUCAUGCAGGAAAACUAUGGGAUCUUGGUGUCCUUGGGAUACCCAAUCCCCAAGCCGGAUCUGAUCUUCCGGCUGGAGCAAGGGGAGGAGCCCUGGGUCCCAGAUAGCCCCCGUCCUGAGGAAGGAGACAUUGUCACUGGCGUCUACACAGGGGCCUGGUUCUGGACCGACGACCUGGACGACCACGAGGAGGAGGAGGAUGAAGACUUCUUGGCGGAGGUGGCGGAGGAAGAGAAUGAGCCUCCGGGGCUCUGGUCAGCAGCCUACGGCGUGGGGGACGUUCCUGGGACGUGGGGCCCCGAUGACUCAGAUUCAGCGCAGACUCCGGAGGGAUGGGGUCCUGACCCCGGGGGCCUCGGGGUCCUGGCCGAGGGGUCAGAGGCGAAGCCCUUCCUGCCGGGCCGGGAGCCUGGCGCGAACCUGCUGGCGCCCUGGGCGUUCCCUGCCACUGUGGCUCCCCCGGCCGGGCGGCCCGAGACCACGUGCGACGUGUGUGGCAAAGUGUUCCCGCACCGGUCCCGGCUGGCCAAGCACCAGCGCUACCACGCGGCGGUCAAGCCCUUCGGCUGCGACGAGUGCGGUAAGGGCUUCGUGUACCGCUCGCACCUGGCCAUCCACCAGCGCACGCACACGGGAGAGAAGCCCUUCCCGUGUCCGGACUGUGGCAAGCGCUUCGUCUACAAGUCACACCUGGUCACUCACCGGCGCAUCCACACGGGCGAGCGGCCCUACCGCUGCGCCUUCUGCGGUGCGGGCUUCGGGCGCCGCUCCUACCUGGUCACGCACCAGCGCACGCACACAGGCGAGCGGCCCUACCCGUGCCCGCACUGCGGCCGCAGCUUCAGCCAGAGCUCGGCGCUCGCGCGGCACCAGGCGGUGCACACGGCCGACCGGCCGCACUGCUGCCCCGACUGCGGCCAGGCCUUCCGCCUGCGCGCCGACUUCCAGCGCCACCGGCGCGGCGGCGGUUGUGCGGAGCCCGGCGGAGACGGCCCUCGGCGGGAGCCCUGCGACACAGUGCCCGCGCCAGGGCCCGAAGAGGCUGACGCCGGGCCAGAGGGGCCUGAGGAGGCCGAGGCCGGUGAGGCGGACGGAGAGGCCGAGGUCGAGGCUAGAGAGGAGGUGGCGGCGGCGGCAGUGGGGCCCACCCCCGGGAGCAAGGAGGACCCCGAGCCGGACAGACGGUUCCUUGAGCUGGGCAACGGCCUGGGGGACGGCGAAGGCCCUUCCUCGCACCCACUCGGCUUCCACUUUCCUGUGCACCCCAAGUCCUGGCUGCACCCGGACGGCUUCCCUAUCCUGGGCCUCCCGGACUUCGGGGAGCGGCUGCCGGCCGAUGGGCGCCCCCUGCCGGUCCCCCUGGGGGGCCGGCUCGCCCUGGUGGAGGGCGCGGGGCUAGCCUGCGACCCUUUCGGUGGCGGCGGGCCGGGGGCCGGGGGCGGCGGCGGGCUUCGCGCCUUCGCGCCGGCUGUCGGGGGACUGCUGGGCGAGCCGGCGCCCGCCGCGCUGGCAGAGGAGGAGAGCCCGUGGAUCUGCUCCGACUGCGGCAAGACGUUCGGGCGCCGCGCCGCGCUGGCCAAGCACCAGCGCUACCACGCGGGCGAGCGGCCGCACCGCUGCGCGGACUGCGGCAAAAGCUUUGUGUACGGCUCGCACCUGGCGCGCCACCGCCGCACGCACACGGGCGAGCGGCCCUUCGCGUGCACCGAGUGCGGCGCGCGCUUCGCCCGCGGCUCGCACCUGGCGGCGCACGUGCGGGGCCACACGGGCGAGAAGCCCUUCGUGUGCGGCGUGUGCGGCGCGGGCUUUAGCCGGCGCGCGCACCUGACGGCGCACGGGCGCGCGCACACCGGUGAGCGGCCCUACGCGUGCGGGGAGUGCGGCCGGCGCUUCGGCCAGAGCGCGGCGCUGACGCGGCACCAGUGGGCGCAUGCCGAGGAGAAGCCGCACCGCUGCCCCGACUGCGGCAAGGGCUUCGGCCACAGCUCGGACUUCAAGCGGCACCGGCGCACGCACACGGGCGAGAAGCCCUUCCGCUGCUCGGACUGCGGCCGCGGCUUCGCGCAGCGCUCCAACCUGGCCAAGCACCGGCGCGGUCACACCGGCGAGCGGCCCUUCCCGUGCCCCGAGUGUGGCAAGCGCUUCUCGCAGCGCUCGGUGCUCGUCACGCACCAGCGCACGCACACGGGCGAGCGGCCCUACGCCUGCGCCAACUGCGGCCGCCGCUUCUCGCAGAGCUCGCACCUGCUCACCCACAUGAAGACGCACCGCGGGGCAGCCGGCGCGCCCGGCUCCGCGCCAGCGGCCCCCGCGUCCAAGACCGAGGCCCCCGCCAAGGGGACGUCAGGCGCGGGCAGCGGGCCGGGGGAGCGCGGCAGCACCCUGCUGGAGUUCGCGGGCGGAACGAGCUUCGGCUCUGAGCCCACCGCCCCCUUCGCGGGGCCCUCGGGCGCCUACGAGGAGAGCAUCCUGUGAUGGCCUGAGGCCGACGGAGGCGCAGCCCGCUGGGCCGCCGGCCCCCUUGCUCCUCUGGCCUCGGGGUGCUGAGGAUCCUAGUCCUGGUGCGGUGCCUUCCCCUCAGCCCCCAGUGCACCGCAUCCCCCGCCCCAACCUCGGGCGCCCCUCCUGCCCAGCUCCGGGAAACCGGGCCGCUGAGCUCGUCCGGCCGUGCAGGGGGCGUGUGGGGAGAGGAGAGCCACGCGCAGAGGAGGCGAGGGCAGGGGGCGGCCACCCCCACCGAGACUGCUGCAUCCCACGCGGUAGGGAUGGCAGGCGAGGUUAUUUAUUUCACUCGGAUUCCGAUUUGGGUGGCCUGGGGGACCGGCGGCCGAUGAGUCUAGUCUGUAAGUGGGUUGUACAGCGAGGGAAGGGGAGCCCUUGCGUCGAGGGGAGGGUGGGGUGGUCGAGGGCAGAGCAUCGGGCUCCUCCAGUGGCUUUGGUUGACGACUUCUUCCCAUUCCUCAGUGAGGGACUUCAGGGACCUUGUGGUCAUUUGAAUGUGUCCGGGAAGUUUUAAGGACUGCGCAGGGCUAGGGGAAGCCUUCUGGGUUUCUGGAGGACGAUGUUCCUCCCUACCGAGGAGGGACAGAGAUGCGACUGGGAAAGAUUUUAUUCUGUCUACUGUGGAUAUUUAUUUCCAUCUCUUGUAUGGCCUGAAGAAUCUGGGAGGAGGAGAAAAAGCCAGAAACCAAAUUUGUGGCCCCAGGCGGAUGGGUUGCAGGUGUUCCAGGGUCCUGAGGGAGUUUGAAGCCUUAUUCUGGGGGGAGGGUCACUCACUCUCACCCCACUUGAGCACCGAGAUCAGCCAGGCACUAAUUCUGCCCCUGCCGGUUUUGGUCUCCGCCUCCCCCUUUGAGUCCUUCGGUACUCUCACCUCUAAGCAGCUGGAGGUGGCACGCUCAGAGAUCCUUGGGGGCCCCUUGCUGGCUGCUACAGCCAUGGCCCCAGCCUUCAACUUCCUGGGCCGCCACCUCCCCUGGAGCAGUCAGACACAUGGGCCCCUGUCCUCUAAGCCCAGUGCUUAUUUAGGUUUAAUGACCAAUUGUAAAGUGACAGGUCAGCAGCAGGAUCAAUUCUCACAUCCCUACGGGGCUAGGGCCCUGUGAUGCCUAUGGGUCCCUUGAAUGCUGCUUCUGUUGUUAUUCUGUACUAGGAGCAAGUAGUGUUUCUGUUUAGAAUCCCACGUCACAGGGUGGGCAGUCUGUAUAGUGGAAGUCCACCUGCAGGGGUGUGGACUUGAGCCUGUGGCUCAAUGACAGGCCAGGCACCCAGCUAUGCAAAUCCUGCGCCUGGCGGGCACCCCGCCCUCUGGGUUGGGCCAUUGGGAGGCACUGGGCAGGCAGCUGAAAUAUGGCUCACAUGAGAUCCUUCCCUCCCUGAAUGCCUUGUGGGCCAGUGAGUGGGGCCAGAAAACAGAUUUUGAAGCAACCGCAUUCCCUUUUAGACCUAGUUCCUUCUGUUUUAGUGUAGACAUGGCCUUGGGAGAGCCAGCAGCCAGACUGCUGGGGCUGGGAGCGGGGUAGGAGGCACAGUAGUCAGUGGGUGGGAAGGGGGCGUGGAUGGUGGCGGAAACAAUUCGCCUGGCUGGGUGCGGGGGUGGGGUCGGGCGGGUGCUGAGGAGGGCAGGGGUCCCUGGAGGCGUCAGCAGUGCUGGAUGAUGCUUUCCCUGUCCUCACUUUCUUUCCUCUCCCUGUGAGACAGGAACCUCAGGGGUCAAGUUCAAGGCAGCGUAGCCCCACAUGGCUGGGGUGUGGCUCUGUGCUCAUCCCCGCCUUGCACACCCCUCAGAGUUCGUACCUUUGGUGCUGCCCUGGGCCCCAGCUGCUUCUGCCCUGGCCAGGAGCCAUCAGCAGGAGGACCUAGCUUUAAUAAAGACUGGAGAAAUGAGCUUUCUGACUGGAUUCCAUGCUGUGCUGCUCCUUAGUGCCCUCAGGGAGGCUCUGCAAGGUCUCGGGCCUUUUUUUCUGCAAACAAAACGAAACACAAAAAGCUUUUUUUUUUUUAGGAGUUCCUCCUUUCACUCCUUUCAGAGACUAGAAAUGGCCCAUGAGGAGUCAGCCCAAGAUGAGCUUUGGCUCCUGCUGCCUGUGUCUACCAACUCUUUCCGGGAGUCCCCAGCGGGCCCCCCAACACUGCCACAAACUCUUUGUAACACGCCUAUCUUGGGACCUUCCUGUGCUUAGGGUUGUUUUCUCCAGCCUUUCUGAGGUCAGAGGAGAGGGGCCAGGUCCCCCUCCCGGGGGGCCAGACACAUGCUGAGUCACAGACGUUUCCUCAGAGGCCUCGACGUUUCGUAGGCUUGUCUGGGCUCCUCUGCUCUGUGCCAGGGCACAGGGCGCCUCCUGUUACCCCCCAAUCUCCUUCCUUUGUACUGAUUUCUUGACUCCAUUCUUCUCACCACAUGAGGUCCCCACAACCAGAUCUGACCUCCCAUUCUUGGCCCACGGAUUUGGAAAAUAUGAACUAUGAAGUAAAUUCUCUUUCAGAUGUGAUUUGGAGGCAUCAGAGCAGAACCCAAUGUUUCAGUUAAAAAAAAAAAAAAAAGACUUGGCGUGACAGAUGGAUGUUAAGACCUAGUUACGAAUUGAUGGCCUUGAGGAUCUUAAAAAGUCUACUCAGAAAAGGUAAAUUAUCCCCUGAUAGAGCUUAUCGUUGUGCGGCCAAAUUCCUUUUUAUUUGGGGGGCGGGGGAGGGGGCGACCCAAUCCUGAUGGUCAUAGAAAAAAAAAAAAAAAAAAGUAGACAGCCUUCCUGGCUUUGAGACGACUUCCAAAUUUCUGGAGUCCCUGAUUGAUUUCCCCUGAGUAUCAAUUUGGGGGAAUCUGGGGCCAUUUGGGGGGCAUCUUCAAACAUUGCCAAGGAGUGGAAGCCCCAGGAGAUAUGACUUGUGCAAGGUGGUACUUCGAGAGCCUCAAGGCUCCGAGAAUGCUCUCUGGCCUCCCCCUUCCUUUGUUAUUUUCCCGUUUCUCUAUUGCUUGCAUUUCCCCAGCCUCCUUCCUCGCUCCUGACCCUUUUACUUGAUCUCUUCACACACCUCCUUCUAACUUUUUUUUUCUUUCUCUAAUUGGCUACGAAUGGAAUAAAGUAUUUUGACAUUCUGGGGUUAUAUUUAUUAAAUAAAGCUUUAUGAUCCUUGUUCA
Messenger RNA from Neogale vison (American mink), 7131 nucleotides. RefSeq names its product zinc finger protein 316 (gene ZNF316). Bases 921 to 3968 code for a protein of 1015 amino acids. The record is from RefSeq and is a predicted model, not a curated record. Gene Ontology annotation, biological process: regulation of transcription by RNA polymerase II. The transcript is spliced from 5 exons. NCBI's taxonomy places the organism in Eukaryota, Metazoa, Chordata, Mammalia, Carnivora, Mustelidae. Gene Ontology annotation, cellular component: nucleus. Gene Ontology annotation, molecular function: DNA-binding transcription factor activity, RNA polymerase II-specific; sequence-specific DNA binding.